AUGCCCCUGCCACGAACGCGCGCCAUUACCCGAGAGUCGAAUGGGCUUCUCGCCGGCUUGCCAUCUCUCCCUGCCGAACUCAUCCAGAUGAUAUUCGACUACGUCCUUCUGUUCUCCCAGACCGACAAGUCUCUGGCCUUUCGGCUCAUGUGCACCAGUAAAUAUCUGGCCAACACUAUCUCACCAGCUCUCUAUCGACACGUUUCUCUGAACGCAAGGAAUGCUUCCACAUUCUUCUACGGCUUGGAUGGCAAAUUGAAGAGGGGCGAGAAUAGGAGAUGGCGGAGUGGGAACUUGGAGGGAAAAAGCUCGGCGGUAAGAAGAGCUAUGUGGCUGUCAAUGGUCAGGAGAGUGGAGAUUCAAGAUCUUAAAGGGCUGGAGGCGUGCGUCGAUGCCUCGGCCAUCAUCUGCAAGCAUGACGAAGAAUCCCGGAGAAAAGCACUCAAAUCUCAUCGGGAGGGCUUUCUCUUUUUUGGAGAUUGCCACCCUGCCAACAAAGACGAAGAAGCAGUACUGCUCCUGGGAUCGAGCUUGUGCGAACAAUUGAAAUCUACAAGUCAUUUUGACCGGCAGGCACACUCUCAUCUCGUACACCAACAUAUUCUCUACAUCGACCUCCCACCCAAGCACUAUCCUGGAUCUGUUCGUCAUUUCCUUUUUCCAACGGACAGAUAUCGCAAUUCUUUUGUGCUGCUCAAUUAUACUGCCUAUGAGCAGGCCUGGUUUCUCGAUUGGCUAGUAGACACUACCGCGACCAUUGCUGGCAAAUAUUUCAGGCUGGCCUUGCACAAAUUGGAGCAAAAUCCAGAGGGCAUUGCGUUGGGUGUUGCUUAUACUCUUGCGCGAUCUUGCACGAAGCGCAAUUUUGCUAUUUUGAUCGAGAAUUACACUUUCAAGGAGGGCGAGACUAGUGGUAGUAUUGAAGAGCGCAUGAUGACGCACUUUGAUGAACAUCGGGGCUGGAAGGGGGCGGCUAGGGAUCUGGGUAUCACGUUCAAGGUCAGCUAG
This is a messenger RNA of Cryptococcus wingfieldii CBS 7118, 1008 nucleotides long. RefSeq lists its product as hypothetical. The transcript is spliced from 2 exons. Lineage: Eukaryota; Fungi; Basidiomycota; Tremellomycetes; Tremellales; Cryptococcaceae. Bases 1 to 1008 code for a protein of 335 amino acids. The record is from RefSeq and is a predicted model, not a curated record.